Messenger RNA from Plectropomus leopardus (leopard coralgrouper), 2183 nucleotides. RefSeq names its product kelch repeat and BTB domain-containing protein 13. NCBI's taxonomy places the organism in Eukaryota, Metazoa, Chordata, Actinopteri, Perciformes, Serranidae. The record is from RefSeq and is a predicted model, not a curated record. Gene Ontology annotation, molecular function: protein binding.
UCUGGCAGAUAACAUAAUCAUGAAUAAUUCUGUGAAUACUUAUUCUAGCCAAUUAUAUUGCGGAUAUGAUAAUCACCAGUUGUCUGCAGCCACGUUACCGCUUAGUGUGCAUGUCAACAGUUUUCCUUUCCCUGCCUGACGCUUGCAAGUGGCACAGCUGCUAUCUAUAGUGCCACUAUUUUAAGACCAUGCAGACGGGACGCAAUGGAAGCCCCACAAACCCUUAUUUACCGUCCAGUGUUAGGGAAAAAAUGGCUAUUCUAUGCUCGAGUCAUGCGCUGCAUUGUCACUUGAGAGCCUAUUGGAGGAAGAAAACAGACUUUAAAAGAUCAUGGAAGUGCCCCAAGGCCUGGGAGUCAACCGGGAUAUUCAUGCAGAGAAUGCGACCCUUGAUCUAGAGGACAGAGAGCAGCACCAGGCGGGCUGGGUGAGAGUGAGGGUGGAAGAGAGCUGCUUCACUGUGGAGCGUGCUUUGCUUGCAAGGUGCAGCAACUACUUCUGCGCCCUCUUUCACUCCGGGAUGACAGAAAGUCACCAGGAAGAGCUUUAUUUAAAGGGUGGUGUGUGUGCAAGGGGUUUCCUCAUCGCCCUUGCAGUUUGCAGAGGAGAGUCCCCCUCUCUCAGUGACCCGGAUGAGCUUGUAGAAGCCGUAGAGUGUGCUGCUUUCCUGCAGGUUGCAUGUUUGGUGCAGUAUCUUUGUGACAUUAUUGACUCAGACAACUGCCUCUUGCUUUACCAUGCAGCCUCCAUCUUUGGGGUGCAUGCACUCUUUCACUGUGCCGCUCUUUUUCUUUGUGAUGCUUUCGAUGAUUUGAAGGACGCAGCAGAGAGUAUGAUCCCUGAAGACCUCCUUCGGUAUUCUCAAUCACUUUCUCCGGCUACUUACAUAGCUAUAGGCACACACUCUCCUUCAAUGGAGCUGCUACAGGACUCCUUUAGGGUUGUUUGUUACCUUGAUGAAAAAGAGGGAGAGUGGAAACAUCUCACAAACCUCCCAACUCUCUGCAGUACCUCCAUGGCUGGAGUGGCAGUGCUUGACAACCGAUUGUACAUUGUAGGGGGAGUUUACGGGUAUGGGAAGGACACAGUGGACAGCAGCUUCUGCUACAACCCGGACUCAGGUGUUUGGACAAGUCUUCCUGGUCCCCAGCAACUAAGAUAUGACUUCACUCUGCUGGGGCACGAGGGCCGACUCUAUGCUAUUGGGGGCGAAUUCCAAAAACGGACAAUUUCCACAGCAGAGAGUUACAAUGUUGAGAAAGCAGAGUGGACAUUUAUACAUCACGCACCAAGACCUGUAGCAUCUGCAGCUUGUGCUGUUGCAAGACGACGGAUGUUUGUCUGCUUCUGGAAACCACCAGACACAACAGAUAUAUAUGAAUACAUACCAGCUAAAGACGAGUGGAAACUUGUGACCACUAUGAUUAAACCUCAAAGCUACGGCCAUUGUAUGGUAGCCCACCGGGACAAUUUGUACGUGAUGCGCAAUGGACCUUGUGAUGACUUUCUGCGCUGUCUAAUGGACUGCUACAACAUCACGACAGGCCAGUGGACAGCCAUGCCAGGACACUACAUCAACAGCAAAGGGGCGCUGUUCUCUGCAAUGAUAAGGGGGGACUCUGUGUUCACAGUGAAACACAUGUUAACUCUUGAAUACACCAUCACUGGAGGUGGAUGGAAGCCCCGCAGGCAGAUGAAGGGAUUUCCAAAGAGUGGUUCACUGUGGACGUGUUUACUCAGGCUUCCCAAGACGGGACCAGUUACACCACAGCUGGAAACAGAAGGGGAGGAAGAAGAAAUGUCUUUGCCAGACACAUCUGAGGGAUUUGUGGAAGCUAUACCACAACUGUGAAGAACAAUGUUUUGUCUUUUAGGGUUUCUAAACUGGAAGUGUAAGAAUUAAAAAAGACACUAAAUGACUGCAUAGUGUCAGUCGCUUUCACAUGCAUUAACACACUAAUACACAUGUGCUGAAGCUAUGCAUUUGUUCUGAUUAACAACAGCUGCUACUGUAGUUUAUAUUAGGAGAGGCCACUGUGUAUGUGCCUGUGUGUGUAAAGUUCAAAGGCACUGACGGGAUGUUCUUAAACCUCUCGAUCUCUACGUUUUUCCUGAAGUCACACUGGGCCAAUUCAGGAGCCACCGGCCUCCCAGUCGACAUAAAACACACCACACACUCUUGG